Molecule: messenger RNA, 4851 nt
Organism: Pecten maximus
Lineage: Eukaryota; Metazoa; Mollusca; Bivalvia; Pectinida; Pectinidae
Exons: 3
Coding region: 79-1572 (497 amino acids)
Biological process (GO): regulation of DNA-templated transcription
Cellular component (GO): nucleus
Molecular function (GO): DNA-binding transcription factor activity
Source: RefSeq, a predicted model, not a curated record
UUUCCCAAUGUCGUGAAGGACUUUAACAUAAGUAUAUUUAAUUAAGUCGAGAUUUCUCAUACAUAUAUAUGUGGAAAUAUGUGCAAGCUCCUAUGUCAUGAAUGGCUGUCCCACAACAUAACUCAGGAAGAGGAAAGCAAGAUGUCAGGUGACCGUUCUGGGCGAAGGUCUGGUCGUCGCCCUGGAAGACGGCCUGCGAAGGUUGACGUGAAGGCGAAGUUGGAACGCAGUCGACAGAGUGCCAGAGAAUGUCGAGCUAGAAAGAAAUUGCGUUACCAGUACCUUGAAGAUUUAGUUAGCAGCAGAGAGCAAGCUAUAUUUAGACUCCGAGAUGAACUCGAAUUGUGUAAGCAGUGGUGCAUUCAACUGGAUGCUGGGGAAAUACCAGAAAACAUAGUAGAAAUGCUAGCAAAAGGGACAAAGAAACGGGAUAAAAACCAGGAUGAAUCAAGCUCGGAAGACAGGGACUCUCCACCCGGAAGUAGCACGUCAUCAGCUUAUAGUCAUGGAUCUCCUGACAACAGUCAAGGAUCUCCACCUGGGGCCACAGGGUUUGGAGACAUCAAAUACCCCAAUCCAAUUAUGAGAGAUGUGAACACUUAUCAGACCGGCCAUGGAAGCAUGAUCCCAACCCUUGAUGAUACUGGCGGUGAUCAGUUAUUUAGUCCGUGGAGAAAACAAAGUCCUGUUCUGUCAACACAACGAAAUCAAAAUAUUGGGAACGUCAUCUCCUCUGCAGCACACACAGCGUCAUUUACCGGUCAAAGGCCGAUGGGGCCUUCCUUUACAAGCCAAAGACCGAUAUCAACUCUUCAGCAAGGAUUGCCUAAAUUUAAUGCAAUAUCAACAUUGGGACAUUCUAGUGCUAACGUUUUGGACAAUAGUGGUAGAGCUACAGCUGGCAGUUUAAGUAGGAGGCAUUCAGAUUACGGCGCUUUUCGCGUUGUUCGACCAGAAAAUCCUGGUCAGAUCCCUGUCUCGUCACAAAUCAAACCACCCUUAUCGUCACCGAUGACGUCAGCUGGUCCGUCAACGUUUACGUCACAAACUGGCAAAGACUUUGUGUAUGAAUACAACCAAAGAAAAAGGUCUUUAGAGUACACCGUGCUUCAAAGGCCAAUGACACAGCGAAAAGAUUCCGUGGAGAUGUCAGUUGGGAGUGAUUUUCGGACUAUGUUUCUUGGCGAUGAACUUUUGAAUACGAUUCCAGAAAACAGAGGAACAGAUUCGCCGUGUCAGAUCGUACCAAAAUUCGAUAGUCCACACAUACCCCAAACUAAUAUUGCAACACAUGCAUGGAAUACAGAUUCCCGUGGAAUUCAGGAUACAAUAGAAUCUAUACUAAAUGUAGGAAACAAACCGAAUGAACAAUAUCCAGUUGUUCUCACGUCGGUGGAACCUAAAGUGUCCAACACAUAUCUUCCAGUUACUUCAUCAAAUUUAGCCAUGGUUAACUUUUCCACGUCGGAUACAUGCCAAGGCCGUGAUAUCAAGCGUGACCACAGUAGUGAUAGCUCGGAUGUACCAAAUGAUAGUAUUUUACCAACGGUUUUAGAAGAUUUCAAUUUUUGAAAAUUACAUACAGUCGAAAAUUGUAAUGAAAACAACAAAGAUGUUUGCCUUAUUUGGACUCAACUGCAGUGUGAGUGACGCUUAUUAUUGAGUAAUAAUCUUUGAACACGUUAUACUAAAAAUGGUCAGUAUUUUUUGUUCUCAUCACAAUCCAUUUUAUAGCUAUUUUACUGUUACAUUAUUUAAUAAUGAUAAGUAUAUAUUUGUCUCGAGAUCUGUUGUGAUGUUUUAGUUUAGCAAAUUCCACAGGUUACAAGAAAUAAAUCUACAUCAUUCUAGUGUAUAUCUUAGAUCCGACUUCCCAUCCUAUGAAGAAAUCGACUUCAGAACCGAUUGAUGAUGAAGUAAUAUAUCUAUAUAAUACAUAUACUCACUCUUUGCUUAUAGAUUAGGAUGUUUAAAAGCAAAUCAUUCGCUGAUAUUACAUUAAGCUUUUUGAAAUUAAGUACCAAUUUCUGAAAUAUUUUAUGUCAGUCCCCGUGUAAGGCUUUAUUUUUAUAAUGUAAUAUAUGAUUGUGUUAUUGUAUUUUUAACGGAAUGUUAUGAACAUUGCACUGAAUGUUGUCAGUCUAUGUUUUUCUAUGAUUUUUGUAAAAUAGUUCGGUUUUAUUUUACAUGUUUGUGGGCAUUUUAUUAAUUAUUGUAAAUUUAAUGAUAUGUAUUGUUGUUUUUGUCAUUGUAUUUUUAUUUAGUUAAGAUUGCUGUAGGACAUGAGGGUCGGCAUCUUUAUUCAAAUUUAAAGUGUUUGUAUGUUAUUUAAAUGCUUUUAGACUAGUCAUCCACUGUUCCAGUAGUAAGUAUGUGAAAUGUCUGGAAAUUCAUUCCUGCAACUUUUCAUAGGGCAAAUAUAUAUUUUUACAGUUACUCUUUUUAACGUGGUGUGUUUUGUAAAAAUCCAUUGUUUUAUAUCAUGUAUAUUGAAGAUUUUUUUCACGGAAAUACACGAUAACAUGAUCAUUCUUGCUGCCCCGUGGUAAACUAAGAUAUAAUAUGAACAAAAUAUAUUAGGGUUACUCGUACGACGGGACAAACGUGAGUUUGAAUUAUGCAUAUUUUGAAAUGCAUGUGAAUACUUAAUAGAACAUGUAUUCGUGAUUAUUUCUUAUAACAUAAUUUCAGGAAUGAUUAGGUAUAUAUACAGUAUGAAAAAAAGACUUAGUCCAUUACUGGAAAAAUAAUGUUCUGAUUUGGAGAUAGAAUGAAACGCUCAUGUUUUAUACCUGGUCAGACAUGUAAACAUAACUUCGUAUACAUGUAUGUUAAUGUAUUGAUAUAAAGGAAUAGUAGAACAAUACCACAGUAACAUGUAUUUCUAAUAGUUAUGUUAAUUAUGUAAUUAAUUACAUUGAAUAUGCUUUAAAUAAAAUAAUCUUCAAACAUAGGGCAAAAUAAGACGUUUGGUGCAAUAAAUGUUUACAGAAAGGACAUUAGCCAUUUGACAUAGCAUUUAUUUAUAUGUUCAAGGUAAGAAUAUAUUUGUUCUUAUUUCAUAUUUUCAAUUUUCUUUCAAAUUUUUAGUUAUCGUCUAACAUUAAAAUCAGAAGUUAAAGAUCAUGACAAAAUAUUAGUUGCUAAAUGUAGCAAUCAAUACAGCAAUUUUCUGACAUUCUUUUCUUGUCAGAUACAUGACAGAUUUUAUUAUGUUCAAAUAAUACUUUUAGUUGAUAUUUUCCUGUAAUCAUAUUUCCUAUGAUGAAAUAAGUUUAUUCAUAAAAAAAAACAGGAAAUUACAUUAAUCGCUGUCGCAUGAUAACUAAGUGCUAUUAAACAAUUAAGAUUGAAAUAGUGCAUGAAUAUCCGAUAUAUUUUAUUGUUUUUAUUGAUGUUUAUAUUAUCAAUUUUAAUAAAUCAACAAAUAUCCAUUUACCAAACAUAUGUGAUGGUACAUACGGAUAAUUCUCAACCGAAAGUCCUCACAUUAUGAUAUCGCACAUUUACGGACUGUGAGUUUGUACCUUUAAUAUUUGAAAAUCAUUGGUGUAGUAUGUAUUACAAAGAUAAUUAUAUAUCAAACAUUUCCAACUAUUUUUUUAUUAUUGAGAUAUGUUGAAAUAUAUUCUUAUAUAGAAUUAACAAAAUUUACAUAAUUGUACAUCUCUACAGUGCAAGUAAAACAAUACUGAAAAAUGGCAAAUCAGUAAAUUUGACUCGUGUUAUGUAAUUAUGAUGAUAACAGUUUUUAUACUUAAGAUAUAUAUGCAAUAAAUGUUAAAUCAAAUGAGUUUGUUUUCAAUUUAUCACGGUCUAAUUAUUGUCCCUAGACUUGACUAUGACGUCACCUGACGCAUGACUGUUCUUGUGUGCGUGCAAUGAUCAGAAGUGACUCGUGAGAAAAUUGUGAUAUCUUACGACCUGAAUUUUGACCUUAUCAGUUAUUUACACAGAAGAGAUAUACAAAAAGUCUUCAUCUAAAACACGAAAUGAGUAUCAUUCUUACAAAUGUUAUUGUAUUUGGCUCCGAUAUCAGGAAGUGUUACCAAGUUCGUUUUUUCAUGCUGGCUGUUCUAAAACCAUCACGAUUUUCCGACGUCGACUGUACAAUAUAUAGGACAAUACGUGAUCGUUGCGUACACAUUAAGAAGCCAACACCACAAAGUCAUUAGACCAUGUAAACAUGCUCCUACCAGUACUUCCGUUAGAAAUGUGCCGGUUCAGUGCACAUGUAAACAAUGCUUUCUAAACUAUAAAUUUCACAGAGAUGUGAUUUUUUCAGUGUAGUUAUAGACGCUUUAAUAUUUGCUAAAAGAAACUAAAUAGAGGCAAUUUUUGUUAAGCUAUGACAAAGAUGCUGUUUUUUUUCCAAUGUAGUAACACACACAUUUAAAGUAUAAAUAAGAAUCUAAGUACACGUAUAAUAUCGUGUCCCACUUUAUAAACGAUUUAGAACCAAAUCCUAAUCUCGUGAAACUUUCCUCAAAUGUUUUGUAUUUUUGGUAGUAAUAAUGUGUAUCCAUGUUGCAUCACGACUACUUUUGAAGAACAAUUCAUCACACAACUUGCGUACGCGUGUUUUACCCUGUAAGAACAUGUUAUGACGUAAUUGUGACGUCACAAAAUACUGUAUGAUGUCACAAUGAAUCUGUGGAACUUUAAUACAGUGUAUUCAUAUAAUUUUGGACGGAAAUUCACAUUUUAAGAUAUGAUGUAACACAUGAGAUCGCAUUUACGUUGUGUACUCAUAUAUACUGGAUUAAAUCUAUUUAUUCUGAAAAUAUUUUUGAAAAUAUUGAUCCUAUCAAAUAUCGUAGUCUUCAUAUGACGGUCCCUGCAUGCGGCGGC